Messenger RNA from Rhodamnia argentea, 1183 nucleotides. Its product is annotated as zerumbone synthase-like. The transcript has 3 exons. The record is from RefSeq and is a predicted model, not a curated record. Bases 132 to 1058 code for a protein of 308 amino acids. Lineage: Eukaryota; Viridiplantae; Streptophyta; Magnoliopsida; Myrtales; Myrtaceae.
GUCUCUCUCCUCCCGCUGUACCCUUCUCACUUCUGGGAAGAAGAAAGAAACCACCAUUAAAAUUUCUCUGAAUCUCACCCUCGUCGCAUUCUACAUUCUUCCCCAGAUUCACCAUUUUCGCCUCGCCAACAAUGCUCCGAUCUCUUGCCAGGGGGCUCCAGCUCGUGGCCCCCGUCGCAUUCCGGAAGCGCGUGGCGUCGUUCUCCACCGGCGAUGGCGGAGGAGGUGCCGGCGGCGCCGCAAGUGGCAGGAGGCUUGUGGGGAAAGUGGCCCUUAUAACUGGAGGAGCGAGUGGGCUUGGUAAGGCCACGGCCCAUGAAUUCAUCCAAAAUGGAGCCCAAGUCAUCAUCGCGGACAUCGACUCGGAGCUUGGCCCGCAAGUGGCCCAAAGCCUAGGCCCCUCGGCCUACUUUGUGCCCUGCGACGUGGCCGACGAGGCCCAGGUGGCUGAUGCGGUGGAUGCCGUGGUGACCCGCCACGGGAAGUUGGACAUCAUGUACAACAAUGCCGGCGUAACAGGCCCGGUGUAUCCCCCAAGCAUUUCCGACCUUGACCUAGACAAGUUCGACGAGGUCAUGAGGAUCAACGUCCGUGGCGUGGUCGCUGGGAUAAAGCACGCGGCGCGAGUCAUGUUACCGAUAGCCUCGGGGUCCAUCCUGUGCACGUCUAGCAUCAGCGGGAUCAUGGCGGGGCUAGGGCCUCAUCCCUACACGAUAUCAAAAUUCGCUAUCCCUGGGCUCGUGAAGUCGGCUGCCGCAGAGCUGUGCCGUCACGGGGUCAGGAUCAACUGCAUCUCGCCCGCCCCGAUCCCGACGCCGAUGUCAGUGAGCCAAAUAGCACAGUUUUACCCAGGUCUAACGCGAGAGCAAGUGGCCGGUAUCAUAAACAGGCUCGGGGAGCUUAAAGGGGCCCAUUGCGAGGAUGCCGACGUGGCCAAGGCCGCCUUGUACUUGGCGUCAGACGAGGCUAAGUAUGUGACAGGCCAUAACCUGGUUGUGGAUGGGGGAUUCACUUGCUUCAAAAAUUUGAGCUUCCCUUCUCAGGAUCAAGUUGUGUAAUGUUGGCAUUGUAUUAACACCUUCAUAGCCCUUUGCUUUUCUAUUCUUCCCGCUCUCCUUCAUGUGUCUUUUUUAUUUUUAUUAUUAUUAUUACUUAGUGUAAUUAGUGAAGAUGAAUAAAUGAU